UAAUAUCUGUUGUGAGCGAGAAAAGAUUUAAAACAAUUUCAGUUGUAUAGUCCGAAGAUGACAAAAAGUGUGAGUCAAUCAAAAAUUAAAAGUUAUUACAGUUGUCUCAUAUUUAUUUUAAGUAAAGAUGUUGGAAUUACGAAUCUUGUUAUUUGUUAAUUAUUGUGUCGUAGUUUAUUUGUGAAAAAUACAUUUUUAAUAUAUUUACAUAAUAUAUUACUAAAUUGAGUGCAUAAUUAGAAAACGUGAAUUUAAAAUAUUGUUUAUAACCCAAUUCUGAAAUUCUAUGAAAAAAAUAUACUAAUUUAUUGAAUUACCAAACAAAACUCCAAAAGUUUUAUCUGGCAACUUUAACUAACGAGUCAGCUGUUACUGACAUAUGCGUUUAUUUUGCAGUAAACAGCUGUUAGUAAAUUCUCAAACAGCAAAAACAAGUUGAAGAGAUUUCUUUCGUGUUUUGUGUUAUAACUUUUUUUGUGUGAAUCGUGGACAAAGUAAACAGUGAUAUAUGAAGCACUUCAAAGUAGAUGAAAACAAUCAAAAAUAAUGUCAUAGGGUAAAAUAGCAUAUUGAACCCGCAUAUCUUGCAAAAAACUCGAGGUUAGACAAGGAGUUGCUAACCGAAAUUAGAACCGAAACCGCUCGUAACGAUUGGCAGUGCAACCGAUGUAGAUAAUGAAAGUUUGGACGAAAUCAAUUUGAAUACAACUAUCGAAGAAACACAAUCGUCAACAAACCCCUCGUCCAUUGCAGGCAAUAUUGAUCCGAACGCAAAUCCACUCUGGUCGGAUGUAAACAAUCCGCCGACGGAUUCAAUACUUAGUCAAGCAGCCUCAUCAUUCUCGGCGCUACCAUCGGUGGCAUCAAGCGUCCUUUCCACAUUUUCUAAACGCAUUUCUGAGUAUUCAGCCUCCAAUAGCCGCGAGCGUACACCCACAAGUGAUAACGGCAAUUUAGCACCACAAUUAGACAUACAACCCGCGUAUUUGCAGCAACAGUUCCAAACGCAACCGCAACAAGAGCAACAGCAACAGUAUCCAUAUUAUAAUAUCGCGGCACCGCUUGCACCACCGCCCGUAGGCGCUGAUCCAGCGAGCGUUGCUGCCACACCAUACACAAGUGCCGUAAGUAGCGCAGCACCGCCACCGGCAGCACCGAAAUUUUAUACGCCCACAGAGGUGCCAACUUUGCCCACAGCUGGUGCAGCAAAUCUUCCACCUCCAGGGGGGCAGAAUACCUAUCGCUUGGCGGCGAAGAAGAAGUUGUACGCCCCCAUACCCGGAUUCUCGGAACACUCUAGUGGUGUUGGUGCUCCAGCGCCAGCAAUACCUACCUCGAGCACAGCCCCGCCAUUACAGGGCAUACCACCACUGCCACCACAACCUGCUGUGCCAACCGAUCCUCUUGGUAACCCACUACAAGCUUAUCCAUACGAGCCAAAUUACGAACAAACUGAAUCACACGCGCUGAAGCAGGAGGAACGCAAAACCGGCGGUCUUUUUUCUAAUAUUAGCAGUUUGGUGCCAAGUGGCGUGCUUCAGAACAUAUCUGGUUUAGUACAGUCCGCCACAGGCACUUUUGCGCAAGGCACAAAUAAGCUCGAAGAGUCUAUACAACAGCCGCACUACGGUAAUUCGGGCGCGUACCAGCAAUCACUUGUAGAACCUGCAAACGUUGAUGCAGCUCAAUAUUUUGGUGUUAGUGUAGUUGCACCUCCCGCACCACAAUUUUACCCCCCACCUGUAGAGGGUAAUCAGCUUGCUGCUCCAUUUUUCGCACCACCCCAGCAGUCGCCACUGUCGUCACAACAACAACAACAGGAAGAUAACUCUGCCCAAAUUCAAGCACCGGCAGCUCCAACAACUUCCCAACUAUUUGCGCCACCUGCGGUCGCAUCAGUCCAGGCUGUGCCACCACCUCCACCUACUGCGGGAUUUAUAUCUGGUCCACCCAAAAGUGCCACGCCGGAUUAUAGCAAACAACGUCCAUCCGCAUCGACAACCACACACACAUUCUUCGAUCCUACAAAACAACCGUCCACACCAGCCUCCUUCUUUGGUGUACCACAGCAACCAACCGUUAACCCAACGCCAGUAGCUUCAACCGAUAAUUCGAAUUUAUUAUCUCGUCCAGCACCGCCCGCAAAUAUUGCUGCCCCUCCAUCGGCAGCAUCAGUCCCCUCAGUAGCGGUUCCCACAUUUGAUUCAACACAAGAAGUAUCAACGCAAUUUCAACCACCAUCAUUGUUUGAGCCACCGUCGCAACUAAAUUUAACCCCGACACCAGCGCAAUUGUUCCAGCCACCAACUUCAACUGGUAUACCAUUAUUCCAACAAGGAACUGUUGGACUAAAUAUUCCCACACAGGUACCAACACUUUCAACAGCGGUAAAUUUUACUCCACCACAAUCCGUCGGCACACUUCCUCCGCCCGCAGCUUCACCAUCUGUUUCCAACAACCAAACUCCUCUUCCUCCAACAGCUGAUGGUACGACUUCAUUUCGUUUGCAGAAGGGUACGCGACUUUACAAGAGUCCUUUGACUUCCGCUGAGACUGCACCAGUUCAAAUACCGACUGGCAUAGCUCAGCCCCUUGCUCCUCCAACAAACUUUUACAAUCCAUUUGGAUAUACUGCGCCAGUUAGUGCACCCAACCCUGUCGCUCCACCACCAGUCCCAUCUGUAGUACCCAGUUAUUUCAUCGCUCAACCUGCAGAGUCUAUUGUCGGGCUCUUUACCGUUGAUAAAGCAGGACCCAUCCCUAAUAAAGACGUUGUAAUUCCGGAAUCACAACCGUUUUGCGCUAAUGUUAAUGCGAAUCAAGUUAAAGCUGAAGAGCCGCAAUCAUUCCCUGCACCUACCAGUGUAGUGGACAAAACCCCAGAAAGCAGUAUUGCUCAGUCUUUAACAGCGGAUGAUUUAGGAGCAAUAAUUCAACAACAAACUAUUGAACCGGAGAUAUUGGCGGUCAACGAUUUAGAGACUGAAGACCAUUUUGCCCCACUUGAGCCACCGUCUCUAACUAAGAAACAAGGUGAAUCGCUGCACGAAACUAUAGAUCAUCUCUCUUUAAGUGAUCCGCCACAGGAGAAAAAUAAGGAACAAGACUUUCAACUUCCUCAGAGUGUGCCAGCAUCAAUUGAAAAAGGAACUUCUGAAAGUGCACAAGAGUCCUCAUUAUUCAACCAGCAGACUUUUCAUUCCGACUACCCACAUACUGUGGAACCUAAUUUAUCUGAGCCACAAAAGUCGCAAAUUCAACAAGAAACUCAAUCUAAAACUAGCGCAGCCAUUGAAGAGCUACCGACAGCUGUAAAUAAACCAGAAAACUUAGUUCAGAAACCUUUCCUCGAAUCACAGGAUCAACAAUUUGAGCUGACCCCAGUUAAAGAAACCGAACUUCAAACUGCGAGUUUACCUUUCCAAGAACCUCAUCUUACCAAGCAGCAAAUCUCACUACCCCCACCAACGUCCACUCAACCUCAAGCAGUAAAUCCGCUUCUGCCACCAAUUCUGCCGGACGUCACUCGGCCGCCAACACAAAAUCAAAACUCCAAUCCAUUUCGUAAAAACGUUGGAGCUUCGCCAUUUGCGUCGAUUGCUCAGCCACACAACGAGACCCAACCGAAAUUAGCGAACUUCUUUGCCGAUGCGCUAGGCGUUGCCGGAUCUGGCACAGCAGAAUUCAAUAUAUUUACGCCGUCACAACAGCGGCCGUUGGUCGGCACCGCAGAGUCACAACCGUCUUUCAUUCCAACUGCAGAUCCAGUGCAAACGCCUGUAGCCCCUGCUAUAAUCCCCGCUUCUGCAGCUCCUGCUGCGGUGCCAAGCACAGCUGGCUUUUUCGACUGCGUUGAACCGACACAACCGAACUUCUUUCAACCCGUACCAGCGCAACAAAAAACCGAAUUCCCGUCACUGCCGCCACUUAGCGGUAUAGCACCCCCACCCCUCGCGUGCGAAGCGCCAAGUGCAUCUGAGGCGAUUCCACAAACCCCGCUGGGUAUUCCCCCACCAAUUGGCUUUGAUAAUAUUCUACCACCAAAUCCAUUCGUAUCAACACAAACCGCAAAUCAAAUACCAACUGCGCCGCCUCUAGCGAGCUCCGACAUCGAUACAGUUUCUGUCACAACAACGUCUGUCGCUACAGACGUUCAGGCAUCCCCUUUUACUGGUGACAACACUGAAACUCAGCACUCGGAAAUUGUAAAUUCAUUUUCGAAUUAUUUCUAUCAAACAGCAAAUUUAACAAUUGAUAGUAAACAAAUACAAGCAAAACAACAACAACAGCAAUUACCGCAAAUUGCGCAACCAGCUGCAAACGUGCCCCCAUUGGCGGAUACUAGCUCUUCCUCCGCCAAUUUCUUUGACACUUUUGCGCCGCAGCCGCAACCAACGCAGUUACCUACAGCAACUGACGGGAAUUUGUUAGCAACCCAACAACAGACAAUUACCCAAUCGAACGAAGAUCAACGCUUGCAGAAUUUCUUCAACAAUCCACCGCAACGUGAAAACAACGCCGGCGUAGGUGAUCUCGGCUACGAUUUGGUGCAUAGUGGUCUGGCCGUGCGCCAUUUGGGCUCAGUCACAUCCGUUUCGAAUUUGGUAGAGCCGCCCUCAUCUUCGUGCUCAGAGUUUUCCGAGUUGAAUAACAGUAACCCGAGCGCACGCAUUUUGCCUGCUGAGCUGCAAAUCAGACGUAACCCGGAGAAAAGCAUAAUUUUUGCAGAGACACAGCAAGAAGUGUUGCCAAUAGCUGCUGAAAUCAAGCAGGAAGUGCCAGCAGCAGCGGAGUCAACAAAAAUCGUCGACACACCACUUGAAUCUACAGUCGCGAAUUCCGUUAGCGAAGUGCCGUUGGAGAAGCACUACGAAGAUUUGCCAGAGGAAAUCUUACGUGAGCUGAGAAUGGCCAACCUGUUGACGGGAGAAAAGGCUGCAGCUUCGGCACCGCCAGUGGCUGUGCCCUACUCGCCGGCAGUCAAGCAUUGGUUUUACAAACGUCCAGCCGGUAAUAAUAAGUUUGUCUGGACACCCUUUAGUCACUAUGACUCUGCUUUGCUGGAAAUUACAUUAACGAUGGGCAGUAAUGCGCCGAAUAUUGUCGCCGUCGAGGGUGGACGUUACGAUGUUAAUAUAAGUGAACGCACCAAAACGCCUGUCUACUGGGAGAGUACGCCUAUUGAGGUCAGACGCUGCUCAUGGUUCUUCAAGGGCACCGACUCUAAGAUGGUGCCUUAUGAAGAGUCCAUAGCCGAUCUGCUUGAAAAUGAGUACAAGCAAGCGGUAGAGAGCGGAGAGUGGCAUAAAAAGAUCGUUUUGUCUAUGAACGAGCAGGUGACAUUCCACGGACCCACAGUAAUUGUACACUUCCAGCAGCAGCAAUCCAGCGAUGCCUGGGGUGGCACUACGCAAACGACGACACGACCACGUGUGGUGAAGCGUGAUCUGGAAGAAUUCAGUAUUGAACAGGGCGAAUCACAACGCGUAGAUCACUUGCUGCUCAUGGUGCACGGCAUCGGUGAUGCAUGUGAUCUGAAACUGCGCAGCGUGGAUGAAGUUGUUGAUGACUUCCGCAACAUCGCCCAGGCUUUGGUGCAGUCACACUACAAGAAUUCAACAGAGAUGGGACUAGUUGGCCGCGUUGAGGUUCUGCCCAUUUCAUGGCACAAUCACUUGCAUUCGGAAGAAAUGGGCAUUGACGAGAAGUUACGCUCGAUUACCUUGGAGUCAAUACCGAAAUUACGUAAUUUCACCAACAACACAUUGCUCGAUGUGCUCUUUUAUACAAGUCCUAAGUAUUGUCAGAAGAUUAUGAACACAGUGGCGGCUUCAAUGAAUGAAGUCUACAGCAAGUAUCGUGAGCGGCAUCCCGAUUUCAAUGGUGGUGUAUCGUUGGCGGGGCACAGCUUGGGUUCGUUGAUACUUUUCGAUUUGUUGUGCCACCAGAAGGCACCAAAAGAGAGUGAAGAACGGAAUUUGGAAAAUCCCGAUCAGCUUGGUAGCAGUCCAAUGGAUGUUAGCAAUGACGACGUGAGUGUCACAAGCUAUACAAUGGGUCCCGCUGGCACUGGCCAACCAUUUAUACAUUAUACACAGCUUAACUUUCAACCGAAAAAAUUCUUUGCUCUGGGUUCGCCUAUCGGCAUGUUCGUCACAAUUCGCGGCAUUGACAAAUUAGGCGUAGACUUUCGUCUGCCCACAUGCUCUGGCUUUUACAACAUAUUUCAUCCUUUUGAUCCGGUUGCCUAUCGCAUUGAAGCGCUGGUUAAUCCAGACUUGAGCGGUGUGCGACCGGUGCUGAUACCACAUCACAAAGGCCGAAAACGCAUGCAUUUGGAGUUAAAGGAAACAAUGACGCGCGUAGGUGCUGAUCUAAAGCAACGCUUUUUGGAUACGUUCAAGAAUACGCUAGAGAGUGUUAGCUUUUUGGGUGGCAGUUCGGGGCGGAGCAGUCGUGAGGCGGAAGAGAGCAUGUCGAAGGAAGUGGAUAAGGUCUUAAACAUGCAAAUAGACGCAGAGAAACAUAAAAAGUCCAUCUCAUCCGAAGAUCAACCUGGUUCAUCGCAGGGUAACACAGAUGCGUCGCGUACGCGCUCAGAUUCUGUUUCGACAUCACACUCCGAUUCCGAAAUGGUUGAAAUUGAUUUCCCGCUCGGAAAAUUGAACGACUCCAAGCGGAUCGAUUAUGUGCUGCAGGAGGCGCCACUCGAAUUUAUCAACGAAUACAUAUUUGCACUGGGUGCCCAUGUCUGCUAUUGGGAAUCCGAAGACACGAUACUCUUUGUCAUGAAAGAGAUUUACACCGGCCUGGGCAUUAGUCCCGACAAUCAGGUACCACAGCAGACAAUGACAAUUGAGCGACCCAGCUCGAGAAAUAGCAACCCGCUAUCAUCUAUCAGCGAGAAGCGUUGACUCAUUUGACGUAUUUUAAUAUUUGAGCGGAGUAAUGAUUAACUAGUUUAAAGAUAGUGUUAUAGAUUCAAUACGAUUUCGAUUUCGGGCUAACAAUUUAAAAGAAAUUUGCAUUAAAAGUUAUUGUGUUAUCAUCUUAAUUUACAUUUUCUUAAGUAUUUAUUUUUGUACAGAGAAAGAUACCCAAAUUUGUAUUAAAAUAUUGCUACCUGCACUCCGUCUUCUGUAUAAAGCAAAUACAUUUAAUUUAGCUGUAAUAGUUGUUGUUAUAUAUUAAUCACUUAAGUAGUCUGGUAACUUGUAUUUUUUUUAAAUGUUUUUUUGGAAAUAAUUUAUUUGGAAAAAUAAAAUUCAAUAAAAAAAUAUACUAGUUCCUGCGAGAGAUAAUGAUGAGUAAUAUAACAUAUUCAAAUUUCAGUCCAAUCGGUUGGAUAGAAAAUUUUUUAUCGUCCGUAAGAACGUUGUUUCGAAAGAAACGCGUUUCGAGUUUCAACAACAGAUUAAAUAUGUUAUGUAAUACUGUUACGAGACGCUCACCUAUAAGUGCUAUAACUUCAUAAAUAUUUCAACUUUCGUUCUAAAAUUGUUACAGUGUAUUCUUAAUAUAUAGUACUUUCGAAAAAAAGUCGAUUUUUCCAAACCAAGUUAUCAGACUACUAACUUCAAAUACUACUUACUGACAUGCGAAAAAAACAUACGAAGUAAUUUUUUAACUUUUUUAUUUUAUUUUUUUACUAACAUUGUAUGUACUUGGUAUUUAUGCAAAUUGAGCUUUGACACAAUAAAGAUCAUAAAUAUAAA
Molecule: messenger RNA, 7715 nt
Organism: Bactrocera oleae (olive fruit fly)
Lineage: Eukaryota; Metazoa; Arthropoda; Insecta; Diptera; Tephritidae
Source: RefSeq, a predicted model, not a curated record